CACUUGUUUUUCCGGGGAUGCGCACCGAUCCUGCGCAGAACGCCGCCCUGCUUUUCUUCUUUUUCUGGUUUUUUUACAGUCGUGCAUUUUGACGUGCAGCGCUUUUUGUCCUCUCUGCAGCCUCAUUCAGGACCAAACCCCAGCUUCAACAUGCCAACCCGAGUUGCCGUGGUAACUGGAAGUAACAAGGGCAUCGGUCUGGCCACUGUCCGAGCGCUCUGCAAGCAGUUUGAAGGAGACGUUUACCUCACUGCCAGAAAUGUAUCCUUUUGAACGCCUGCUGCCCAGGAUGGGUGCGCACUGACAUGGCUGGACCAAAAGCUCCCAAGUCACCAGACGAGGGCGCUGUCACACCGGUCUACCUGGCUUUGCUGCCAUCUGGAGCCAAAGAGCCUCAUGGACAGUUUGUCUCUGAAAAGACUGUUCAGAAGUGGUGAUGAGCGUGUGAAACUCAAAGCGAUAACACAAUUUGGUGAAAUCGCAAAACUGUGAAACAUUUAAAGAAUGAAAGUCACCCAACAUAACAAACAACCAGUAACAUAAACUGACAUUGCUAAAGCUCUGGGAUGGGUUUCUUGUAGGACAGAGUUUAACUCUUAUCCAAAUAGUUUGGUAAUAGAACCCAAAUUGUUCGUUUUAUUCUCAGUAACAGUACAGUACUGUGUGUGUGUCUGCUAGCUGGAACGAAUCAAAAUGAAAGUGAAUCCUUGAAAUGUUGAAUUGUCAGCAAAGCCUUCAGUACAUAACAUUUUCAUAUCUUUGACUUCAUAUACUUGCCUUAACUGGAUUAAGCUAAUUGUUCAGAAUUACUAGAAUUUUAUACAAAAUGCUGUUUUUUUGUGUUUCUUUUAAAUAAAACAUGUGGAUCUCCAGUCAAAAUACCAAAUAAAGUGACUUCAAAACAUAA
This is a messenger RNA of Haplochromis burtoni (Burton's mouthbrooder), 907 nucleotides long. Its product is annotated as carbonyl reductase [NADPH] 1. NCBI's taxonomy places the organism in Eukaryota, Metazoa, Chordata, Actinopteri, Cichliformes, Cichlidae. Gene Ontology annotation, molecular function: carbonyl reductase (NADPH) activity. The record is from RefSeq and is a predicted model, not a curated record.